GCCCCAUGCAAUUAAUGCGGACCCUGUUGGUCUACAAUAAUUUAAAAGCGGCUCUAAAGGAAAAGACCUUGGAAACGGUCUGGUUGUAGAAGGAUGGAAGGAGAUAUCAACCAGAAGCUGCUGGCAGGAACAGAGAAUACUGUGGUCGAGGAAGUGAAAUUUAGAGAAAAAUUAUGGACAGAGACAAAGAAGAUGUGGGUUGUGGCUGGCCCAGCAAUUUUCACCAGGUUUUCUACCUUUGGUGUUACUGUAAUCAGUCAAGCCUUUGUUGGUCACAUUGGUGCUACUGAGCUCGCUGCUUAUUCCCUUUGUUUCACUGUCCUUUUGAGGUUCGGCAAUGGUGUUCUGCUGGGCAUGGCCAGUGCGUUGGAAACUCUGUGUGGUCAAGCAUUUGGAGCAAAACAAUACCAUAUGCUUGGGCUAUACCUUCAAAGAUCAUGGCUAGUUUUGUUUAUGACUGCAUGCUGUCUUCUUCCUCUAUAUAUUUUCGCUACCCCACUUCUGAUCGCAUUAGGCCAGGAUGAGAAAAUAGCGGGAGUGGCAGGAUAUAUCAGUCAAUGGUUUAUCUUUGUUGUGUUUUCUUUCAUCGUAUCCUUCACCUGCCAAAUGUUCCUGCAAGCACAGAGCAAGAAUAUGAUUAUUGCAUACUUGGCAGCAUUCUCUAUCGGAAUCCAUAUCUUUCUUUCAUGGCUUUUGGCUAUGAAAUUAAACUUCGGGCUCGCAGGAGCAAUGUCAUCUACGGUUUUGGCCUAUUGGCUACCAAAUAUAGGUCAGAUUUUGUUUGUUACAUGUGGAGGGUGCAAGGAUACAUGGAAGGGUUUCUCAAUGUUAGCUUUCAAGGAUCUCGGGCCAGUUGUAAAGCUAUCUUUGUCAUCUGGUGCUAUGCUUUGUCUUGAGCUCUGGUACAACACAAUCUUGGUUCUUCUAACAGGAAAUCUGAAAAAUGCUCAGGUUGCAAUUGAUGCUCUUGCCAUCUGCCUGAACAUUAAUGGAUGGGAAAUGAUGAUAUCCCUCGGUUUCUUGGCUGCAGCAAGGAAACUGCUUCUGAAAAAAUACCUUUUUCUUUUUCCUCUUCUGCUGGAAUCUGUUCUUCAGGGUGUUUGGAUUGGCAUGUUGCUAGGAACACUUCUUCAAACUGUUGUACUUGUUGUCAUAACCUGGAAAACUGACUGGGAUAAACAGGUGAUCUUAGCUCGUACCCGUGUUAAUAAGUGGUUCGUACCAGAUUCCAAAGAAGAAAGCGGCAACACAGAAAAUGGUGCCUGAGGAGCAAGCUUCUUUUCUUCCUAGUGGAUUUAGAUUUUUGUUGCUAUAAUUUCUCGAAGCCAGUGACUAAUUCACUGCUGGGAAUUUGACUAACUAUUUUUGGAACUCGUUGCUGCAACUAUAUAUACUAAAAUGCAUUCCAACAUUCGAUUCA
Molecule: messenger RNA, 1420 nt
Organism: Theobroma umbraticum
Lineage: Eukaryota; Viridiplantae; Streptophyta; Magnoliopsida; Malvales; Malvaceae
Source: RefSeq, a predicted model, not a curated record